Molecule: messenger RNA, 5557 nt
Organism: Nematostella vectensis (starlet sea anemone)
Lineage: Eukaryota; Metazoa; Cnidaria; Anthozoa; Actiniaria; Edwardsiidae
Product: XK-related protein 4
Exons: 4
Coding region: 691-1911 (406 amino acids)
Cellular component (GO): membrane
Source: RefSeq, a predicted model, not a curated record
AGGUGGACCAGGAUUAGAAUCAGACCCUCGUGAUCCUUCAGGAAAAUAAAAUAUUAUUUGAUAUUAGUUUCUCUCGAGGGACUAGCCCCUUUCUGCGCUAUAAUUCCCCUUAAGAACAACACACGAGGCUAAUAUAGUAAUGUAACUAGCUUUAUUGAGAAAACAGUCAAGACACAACUUCAAAUUAUAUUUUAUUUUCCUGAAGGAUCACAAGGGGCUGAUUUUAAUCCUGGUCCGCCUGUGCUGAAAUGGAUUCUGUCUGAUACAUUCAGGAUCGGCGGAGUGGUCUCAUUACUGUGUGUGUUGGGGGGGAGAAAGAUAGAUUUAUUGGUAGACUGUGGUUUCGAUGGGGAGAGAGGUGCCUAGGUUUGACAUAAAGUUCAAUACAAACAGUUAGGGUCAUAACUAAAUUGGGGCCAUUUUGUAAAUAAAGAAACUAUACAAUCACAGCAGAGUACCCACCCCCUCCCCCUUGUUUUUUUGUAUGCCAAGCGAUCACAAAAUGGCGGCGCGAAUGGGAGUACGGAUAUACAGCCUAACCGUUUGACACCCUGUAAAUAAUAUGCCAUUCAAUAUCCAAAAACACGCUCUUAUAGUUCACUAAACGCUGAACACAGACCCGGAAAGCACUGUCGACUCGAUGCUAAUACGUUGUAAUAAGCUAAGAUUUCCAAACAUAAUACCAAAACAAUGCCAUUAUUCAAAUUGAUUGACUUCAUACUUGACAAGAAACCAACGUAUGCACCAACUGACCCCAAGGCACGCCUGUGGUUUGGAAGAGCACUGUGUACUCGCUUAGACCUGUUGCUGCCUCUGAUCUCAAUAGUGCUAAAUGUAACAGACAUUGUGUUGGACCUAUUGGUGGCGUUGGAACACUGGCGCAGAAAAGACUAUAUUUGGUUCACCCUCACUGUUCUUAUUGUUGUCAUAUCCUCUGUUGUGGUGCAGAUCUACUCGGCUUACAAGCUCUGGGAAAGGGUAGUAAUGAACAAAUGGCUCGAAAAGAUUGGGAUAAAGACGAACGCCAUCAGCUACAUAAUGCACGUGUUCCAACUUGGGCAGGCCUUAAGAUUUUGGCGGAUCUUCAGGACUGUAAGAAGGAUCCGCGCCUUAGACGACACUCAUGAUGAUGAACAAACGAAGAUGCAAAAGCAAAGAUUGCUAAUAGACCAGCAGCUCAGUGUAAGAUUACUGGGUGUUCUCACGGCCUUUAUGGAAGACGCUCCCCAGACUGUGCUUCAGCUCUAUAUCCUGGUGAUAUCCAUGCGCUGGGAAUGGACACAGGGGAAUAUCCUAAUGACGGUCAAUAUCCUCAAAUCGCUUGCAAUGUUCUCGUUGUCCCUUGUGGGAUAUGCGAAAUACACACAUUUGGCAGACGCUGAUGUUCGUCCUCUACCCGUUUGUGCCGAAAUCGGAUUGUUUUCGUGGAUUUUUUUUUGUUUAGUUUCCCGAGUAGUCAGCCUAGUAGUUUUUGCGUCUGUUUUCAAAGGGUUGCUAUUCGCUAUGACAAUGGUUCAUUUUGUGUUGUCCAUCAUUAUUCUAUACCCCCAGGAGUGUGAUUAUUUCCAAAACAGCAGAGUGAAAUCCUUUUUGUUCAAAUUAGCGAUCGCUUACAUACACCAGUUCUCGUUUUUUCCGCUUGCAGCAUGCAGAACACGAAGGUACAGUAUCCCAUACCAUUUUAUCAUAUUAAUAGAAAAUGCAGCCAUGGUAAUAUUCUGGGGUCUAUACACAUACUACAGUACAGAUUCCAUUAUCGCCGUUGCAGUCGUAGUUGGUGUGGCGUUUAUGAUAGGCAUUUCAUCGAUGGUGUGUUAUUACAACUGCCCCGUCUACUGCCAUCCAUCACGACCUCAAGCCAACCAAAUACCUGACUUUAAGCCAUACACAAUAUACGAGACAGCGGUAUAGAACAAAACCAUGAAGAAACUGACUUCAAGGUGGAUAUAAUAUACGAGCCAGAGGUAUAGACUGCAGAACAAUGUGUAAUAAAAUAUAGUUAGCGCUAGUGCAACCAUAAACCCAGCUGGCCGUGUACUGACUAGUACUUGAAAAACAUGAACAAUAUCUUGACACUUGUAUAACACCUUCCACAAUUUACCCUUUAUCCAUAUAUUCAUAAGGUCUUAUCAGACAGGGCCCCGAUUGCUUGAAGGCUAUUUUCAUUGACAAAGGCACAAAAAUCUGAAAAAUAGCACUGUACAAAACAUCCAUUCAUAUGGCCUUAUGAUACCUCCCCCUCCUCCAAGUCCCGCUACUAAAAUGACUCUUGAUUUAGUACAGUAUAUUCUUAGCCUUUCUGCUUAUAUUUCAAGUUAAAGAAUGUAACUUUUGUCAGUAACGUUUGGUAAAGAAAACUGAAGUAAAACUAUAUACUUAUACUUUAGAGACUCAUCCAUGUACAUGCUUGUGUACUCGAUGCAAAAUAAAAAGAUGUCUAUGUCUAUAUGAACAUUGUGCAGGACAAUUUUUAAACUCCAAAAAAUUAAAAUAUGAUACCCCGGGGUGGGCCCCUUUUCUAGCAGUGAAAGAUACAGAACAUGUAUGGGACACUAUCUGACAUACACGAGAAAAUGUAGUAUAUAGAUUUAGGCACUGCCUAAAAGCGGAGCCCGCAUUUAACAUCUUUAUGUGUUGACUGAUAGGGGUAGUUUUAGGGGGAUCUACUGUAGGUUUCUUUAGAAUGGUUUUAAAUUAAAUUAAAUUAAAAAUAUGUAAAUUUUCUACUUCCAUGUCAUUAUGAAUUGUAUUGGCCCCUUCAAAUGGAUCAAGCAAGCGCUAAUUUAAUAAUAUUCAAUAUGCAGUAUGAAAGUUAACAAAUACUAAACCUUGCAAUGAAUAUAUCAAGGAUGUAACAGCAUUCCAAAGAUUUAGAUACCAUACUUUAGUUCUCAUGUACCGCAACUGAUUAUUCAGAGGAAUGUGUUGAAAUUAGCUCCACAAAAAUUCCUCCUGUCAUGCACUACAUAUUGGAGCACCCAGCCUUUGGCCUGUUGUUUUUAGAAACCCUGGACCCACCAAUACUGGCUUAUCAAAAAUGAAUGUAAUGGAGGCAAAUCCUAAAUUACUGAUAGUGCUUAAUUCCAAUUUUUAAUUUCCAACCAAACCAUGUUCAUUGACCUAAGUUAGGGGUAGAGAGCAAUAAAUAAACAAAAUAAACAAAAAUUAUUUAAGAAAAAGGAAUAAAUAAACAAAAAAAAAUUAAUUAAGAAAUGUGACUCUAUUUGAAAAAAUGUGACUGUACUUUAAAAAAAUAUAUAACAAUAAUGUAAUAAUAACUUGACUGAGCAUUAAUAUAAAACUGUUUUCUUUACAGAUUUUUUAUCUAAAAAGCACAAGUUUGUUGUUGUCUUUUAUCUUUAUCUAAUAAAAAAAAACUUCCCUUUAUAGUAUCAAAGCUACAUUCUGACCAGCUCUGCCCUUGCAAAGAAACAAAUAAUGGAUGAAACAGCAUUCCAAAUAUAGAAUGAUAUAGUUAGAUACACAGGUGCCAUACACAAGUUUCAUCUAUCACUUACUGGUUAUACUCCAUCACCAAGAAAACUAAAAUCCACAAAAAUACCUCCAGUCAUGCAUUACAUAUUGGUGCACCCACCCUUUAGCAUGGUAGCCUGCUGUUAUUUUUUAUAUAGAAACUCUGGAUCCACACAUGCUAAUACUACUUCAAAACUUCAAAAUGACUACUUAUAAAUGAAAUGACUACUUCAAAAUAAAAUGCAAUGGAGCAGAACAAAUUGACUUGGGAAGCAAAUUCUAAAAAAAUAAUUGAUAUUACUGAAAGCGCUAAACGAAAAUGUCUAAUUCCAAACCUAGCCUAUUUUAAUUUAUUUAGGGUGCAGUGGGGAAACAGCAAAUAAUAUCAAUUGCAUACAAAAAUAGUUAACAAAUAGAGAACAAAGAAAGAAAUGGGACUAUAUCUUUGUAAAAAAAAAAUUAACAGUAAAAUGCAACAACUUCAUUGACCAAUCUCUUAACAUUUCCCCUUUCCUCAUUAUCUUUAGGUUGAUAGAAAUAAAUGUUUUCUUCACAGAUUUACCAUUGAGAGCAAGUACCUUGCUCUAAAAAACCCUAUUACACUUAUGCUGUGGACAAAAGUAAGAAAUCCCCGACCCGGCAAGGGAAAACGUACACUAGAGAAAAAGCGUUCGGGCUUAUAAACGAAAAAUAUCGUUUAGCGGAUUAUGCAGAACGCUUAUCAGACUUCUACGAAAAACGAUCUCCGAUUUUCAAGAUCCUUUUUCCGAAUUCAAGAUCGUCUGUCCGAAGGCAAUAUCGUUCUUCCGAAGCCAAGAUCGUUCUUCCGAAGGCAAUAUCGUUCUUCCGAAGCCAAGAUCGUUCUUCCGAAGGCAAUAUCGUUCUUCCGAAGCCAAGAUCGUUCUUCCGAAGGCAAUAUCGUUCUUACGAAGACAAGAUCGUUCUCCCUGUUCAUCACUAAGGUUAACACUCGAACGAUUUUCAAGAUCGUUCAUCCGAAGAAAUGGUCGGCUUUACGAAGACAAGAACUUUCAGGGAUUUGAAAAACGUUUAUCAGUGCGUUUAUCGCGAUGAUCGUAAAGGCAGAUUCAAGCUAUGAUAUUAAUGCGCGAGUUCAAUAGCAAGCGCAAAGCCGUCAUAGUAAAGUUGUGGUCGCCAUUAAAAAUCCGUUCGUUUUGAAAAGACAAAAAAAGAUCAAGAGCCGACUCGCUUUCUUAAUUUGCAUACGGCUUAAACAAAUCGAUUGUCGAACUUUACGGAUCGUGUCACUAUCCUAAUGGCAAAAAAAAGCUGAGAUAUAGAGGACUCUUUUUAGAGAGGUCUGUUUGAUGCGCGAGUUUAGUAACAAGCGAGAACUGUCAUAUUGUUGUCGUCACCGUUAACAUGUCGUUGUAUUGCAAAUACAAAUAGAGUCGACUCUUUCUUAGCUUGCAUACGGCAAAUAUCAAGGACAUUCUCCAAACUUUAAAAGCGUUCUUCUGAAUUUCUAAUGACGAUCUUCCGAAUUAUUAGAAUGUUCUCCCGAGCUUCAAGAGAACGAUCGUCCGAAUUUUAAGAGUACGAUCUUCCGAACUUUCCAAAUUUCAGAGAACGAUCUUCCGAACUUUAGAGUUUAAAAAACGUUCUUCCGAUUGUGCCCCGGGAACAAGAUCGUUUAUGAACGAUAUAACGAAGCAAAAUCUUUCCCUUAUUUUUAACAAGAUCGUACCCUCAUUAUAGAAAAAGCAUUCGUUAAUCUUCCACAUUUGCCAAAAAACGUUUUUCGCUAGUGUAUGUUUUCCCCCUUGCCGGGUCACCCCUACCAUGUUAUCUUUAAGACAUUUGCCUGCUAAACACAUUAGAUAGUAUGCAAGGUGCAGACAAUAUAAUCUUAACCAAAAAAUAGAGGUAAUCAGCAGGGUUGGAUCCAGGGUAGUUUACGUAAGUUCCGGAACACACUCAAAGUUUUUCAGACCAAGUUAUUUUGAACUUAAAUGGCUUUUUUAAAAAUACUCCGAUAUCCCUAGAAACUAUUGGCUUGUCUGUGGAAAUCAUUCAAUCUCCUGUAUUUUUGGUUUUUAAUUAAAUUAAACACGUAAAAAGA